Molecule: messenger RNA, 266 nt
Organism: Opisthocomus hoazin
Lineage: Eukaryota; Metazoa; Chordata; Aves; Opisthocomiformes; Opisthocomidae
Source: RefSeq, a predicted model, not a curated record
AUGCUGGAGGACGGGAAGAAGUUCGAUUCCUCCCGCGACAGGAACAAGCCGUUCAAGUUCGUGAUGGGCAAGCAGGAGGUGAUCCGCGGCUGGGAGGAAGGAGUGGCUCAGAUGAGCGUUGGUCAGCGGGCGAAGAUGACCAUUUCCCCAGAUUACGCCUACGGCUCUACUGGCCACCCGGGGAUCAUCCCACCAAACGCCACUCUGAUUUUUGACGUGGAGCUCAUGAAAUUGGAAUGACCUGCCCCAGCACCCCGUCCUCGGGU